Sitophilus oryzae (rice weevil) is the source of this 1685-nucleotide messenger RNA. Its product is annotated as cytochrome P450 4C1-like. Bases 65 to 1534 code for a protein of 489 amino acids. Gene Ontology annotation, molecular function: iron ion binding; heme binding; oxidoreductase activity, acting on paired donors, with incorporation or reduction of molecular oxygen. The record is from RefSeq and is a predicted model, not a curated record. Lineage: Eukaryota; Metazoa; Arthropoda; Insecta; Coleoptera; Curculionidae. The transcript has 11 exons.
CUAGACGGUUACCCACUUUUAAAAUAAAUUUUGUGACUAAAUUUUCUACUAAGUCAAAGAAAGCAUGAUAUGGACGAAAAUUAUAUUAGGAACAGGAAUUAUCUUAAUUAUAAUAUUUUUCUGGACUGUCUGGUCACUUUACUCAAAGAGAGAAAUUUUGAAAUUUGCUGAAAAAUACAAAUCGUCCGACAAAUUUUAUCCAAUUUUCGGUAACUCCUUAACGCUUAUAAACAAUGAUUGCUUUCAGUUUGCAAAUCAAGUAAAAAAGAGAGGUUCUCCAAUUGGAUGUUGGUUAGGACCCAAUUAUUAUUACAUGCCAGAUGACAGCGAAGAAAUUAGGCUAAUCCUAACACAUCCAGAUUGUCUGGAAAAAGCCGAAUUAUUCUAUAAUUUAAGCAAAUUAAUUAUACCAGCUAAUAUCCUAUACUUACCAGUGAAGCAAUGGAAGCCAAAGAGGAAGUUCUUGUCGAAAAGCUUCAAUCAAGUAACUCUUAAUUCUUUCGUUCCGAUUUUUUACAAAAACAGCAAAACUUUAAUCGAGACACUUAAAGAUAUGGAAAAUAGAGAUCUUUUUGUGGUUUGUGUCGCUUACGCAUUGAGUUCAUUUUUGGAAACGAUGGGAAAUAAGGAAUACAAUUUCCAAACAGAACAAGGUUUCAAGCUGCUCGAAGAGCUUGAUCUAUUCCAAGAAAUUUUUGGGCAUAAUGUUGUUAAAGCGAUAUCAGGCUAUCCUUUCUUAUUGAUCUGCAUUUGGAAAAAUUUUAUGAAGUUUCUUCAAGGUGCCAAGAGUGCAAUGUUCUUCACAAGUUCUAUGCAUAAGGUUGUUUCUGAAAGGAAAAAACAAAUUAACGAAAAUUCACCCGUGCAAAAGUCAUUUCUAGAUUCAGUAAUACAUGCUGAUAAAAAUCUGUAUUCUAAAAGUGACAUAAAUGAUGAAUUUGCUGGGUUUGCUUUUGCUGCAGCUGAUACUACUGGCAAUGCUUUGGCUUUUCUAUUGACCCUUUUGGGCAUGAAUUUAGACAUUCAGGAUAAAGUAUAUGAGGAAAUCUUAUGGGAAGUAGGUCUGGAUCGUCCGAUUGAAGUUCAAGAUCUACCCAAAUUGAAAUACCUCGAAAGAGUUAUUUUUGAAACUCUGAGACUGUUUCCAAUAGCUCCGGCAAUAGGAAGAUAUACCACCAAUGACGUAAAUUGUGGUACUAAGACAUUUCCAAAAGGUAUUAAUAUAGUGAUAAGUAUUUUUACCCUUCAUCGUAAUAAGCGAUACUGGAUUGACCCUUUAAAAUUUAACCCUGACCGAUUUCUACCAGAAGAAGUAGCAAAAAGACCACCAAAUUGCUACAUUCCAUUUUCUGCAGGAACUCGAAAUUGUAUUGGAAAAACUUACGGACUAAUGAGCUUGAAAGUUGUAGCUGCCAGUGUCGUGCGUAACUUUAAGAUUACUUCCAAAUACAAAUCGGUAGAAGAAAUGGAUCUAAGGUCGUUUUUAACCAUGAGGACUAAACAUAACCUAGACUGCCAAUUUACACCCAGAUGACAACUUAAAAAUAAUGAUAGAAAUUUGUAUUUUUUUUUAAUAAUUUGUAUUUUUCUUAAAAUAAUUUGAUUUGAUUGAAGUGAUUGAUAUGUUAAUUUAGUCAGUUUUCUAUAAAAUAACAAUUACUAUAAAUUAUAAUGCAUGUGUGUUG